AUGCCCCUUCUUUCCGACCAUCUCACCACCAUCCCGCACCUCAACCCGCUCAUUGCCCCUGGUGCCGGUGCCACCUCCCUCGCCGACGCGCUGGGGGCCUCCCUCACGUUGUCUCCCCCCAUCGUCAAUGGCCGCUUUCUAACCGCUCUGCAUUGUUAUCUCAAGACAUUUGCCAAUCUCGGCGCUGCCCUCAUUUGGAUCCCCCUUGCACGUCGCAUCAUCAAGGUCAUCGCCUCCUCCUCAGCAUCGCUCAAUAGCUCCGGGUUUAUUUCCUCACUUCCUUCCACCUCACUCAACGGCAAUGCCAUUUCCAUCGCCGCCCCCUCUCUCUUGCCUCCCCAUGAGUAUGCCCUCCCUGGUCCUGUCAUCAUCCCCGUCACCUCCACCUCAGCUUUCACAAAUCCCCCUGACCAGCAGCGCCUGAUCUUCGCUGGGAAACAGCUUGGCCGAAUGUCCCUCAGGCAGCCCAGGAAGCUGGUCAAGACUCUCCAGAUGUCUGUCCUGAAGCCGCCUAGGCUUGCGCCUUCCGCAGCCAAGGAAGCCGGUCACAAGUACGCGGAGCUCAGCGCUGCAGAGAAAGAGCCUUACAAACACAAGUCUGCAGCACUGAAGCAGGAGCGCGAGCGCCAGAACACCGAAUACAUGAAGACGCUCACUCCAGACAAUAUCAAGCGAGAGAAUGCCUAUCGCACUGCUCAGCGCAAGGCCAGCAAGUCUCGCAAGAGCAACCUCAAGGACCCAAACACGCCCAAGAAACCUCUGAUCUUCGGCAACAAGCAAGAGAUGAUGAAGCAGAGUGUUCUCACGGCUGGCGAUGAGCAUAAGCCGCUUUUGGCUCGAGCCGAACAGGAGAAGCUCAAAUACGAGGCAGCGCGUAGACUCUACGAGGAAGGUACUCCUGCUCUUGGCACCAAUAUCAACUUCAGUAUCCUGCCUCAGUCGACCGACAGUCCUUUCUCCACAAUACAACCAAUCAAGACUGAGUCGUUUGGCUCCUUCACCUCAGAUGGCUAA
Molecule: messenger RNA, 1014 nt
Organism: Coniophora puteana RWD-64-598 SS2
Lineage: Eukaryota; Fungi; Basidiomycota; Agaricomycetes; Boletales; Coniophoraceae
Exons: 10
Coding region: 1-1014 (337 amino acids)
Source: RefSeq, a predicted model, not a curated record